Mytilus trossulus (common blue mussel) is the source of this 303-nucleotide messenger RNA. RefSeq names its product KRAB-A domain-containing protein 2-like. Gene Ontology annotation, molecular function: nucleic acid binding. NCBI's taxonomy places the organism in Eukaryota, Metazoa, Mollusca, Bivalvia, Mytilida, Mytilidae. The record is from RefSeq and is a predicted model, not a curated record. The transcript has a single exon. Bases 1 to 303 code for a protein of 100 amino acids.
AUGCAAUCUAUGCAAGAUGGUAAUCUCAGAUUUAUCAUGCAUUAUCAAGAUCAUCUGACCAAGUUUGCUAUACUGCGAGCACUAACAUCAAAGUAUGUCUCAGAAUUCGCCUAUCAGCUACUGGAUAUAUUUUUACUUUUUGGUGCCCCACAUAUCGAUAACAGAUAUGAAUUUACAGCCAAUAUCAUCAAAGAAGACAUGAGGGCAGAUUGUACAAAAGUUCAUGGAAAACCUCGACAUCCUCAUUCACAAGAAGGUAUCGAAAGAGGAAAUGCAGUUAUUAAAGAUAUGCUGGUUAUCUAG